Messenger RNA from Diversispora eburnea, 354 nucleotides. The record is from the annotation of a GenBank genome assembly. Lineage: Eukaryota; Fungi; Glomeromycota; Glomeromycetes; Diversisporales; Diversisporaceae.
AUGAGAAUAAAUGAACCUGAUGUUCAAGUAGUUAUUCAUGCUGGAAUUCCAUUAUCAAUGAGUAAUUUGACACAAGAAAGUGGUCGAGCAGGUCGAGAUGGAUUACCUGCAAAAGCAAUUAUAAUGUUUAAUAGAAAAGAUAUUAGAACAGUUAUGAGAGUUUAUUCUGGAGAACACGAUAGUUUAUCACAUAAUGAAGAAAAUAAUGAAAAUAAUGAACCAAUUACUGAUUAUUUUGCAUGGCCUGAAGAUCCGGAAUCUAAAGAAUGUAAUAUUUGUGAUAAUUGCAUUCGACGCAUGGCAGACAAUCCGAUUUAUGGAAAAAAUGUUAAAAGCAAUAGACGAAAUUAUUAA